Molecule: messenger RNA, 4253 nt
Organism: Hypomesus transpacificus
Lineage: Eukaryota; Metazoa; Chordata; Actinopteri; Osmeriformes; Osmeridae
Product: neurotrypsin
Exons: 14
Coding region: 322-3156 (944 amino acids)
Biological process (GO): proteolysis
Cellular component (GO): membrane
Molecular function (GO): serine-type endopeptidase activity
Source: RefSeq, a predicted model, not a curated record
CUAAGUAGACUGCAUGGUAUCUUUUCCUUUGGAAAGUCUAAUAGUCCGAGCGGGAAUAUAUGGCUUGGUCUUCCAAAGUGGGUCCGUCACAUGGCUGUGUGUACGUGUGUGUGUGUGUAGCCUAUAUACAGUAUGUGUGUGAGAGAGGGGGGCAGGAGUUUGUGCGCGUGUGCUGUGCGUAUUUUCUGCGCUUUAAACGCCCCUUUGUACGCCCACUGUUCCCAGGCUGGCCAGAGAACGGUUCACCUCACCGGGAAAUUGUGACAGAAAUGGGAAAGGUGUGGUGGGUUUUCAGGCUAUGACACUGACUCAUCGGGCAGGAUGGAUGUAACUGGCCGAGAAAUCUUGCUUCUUAUCGGCAUCAGCUGCCUCUGGCUACCAGUGUUGGCAGAGGUGGUGUCUGAUGACAGCUAUGUAAACGAGGUGCAGAGCUCAGCCCCUCUCUCCUGUUCAGAGGGCUUCACGGAGCUGGGCUACUACAACGGCACCGUGUCCCAGACAGACUCUGGCGCCCCCUGUCUGCGGUGGACUGAGUUCCCAGACUACGUCCUCCAGUACCCAGGCCGCGGCCUGGGGGAGCACAGCUACUGCAGGAACCCAGACAGAGAGUCCAACCCCUGGUGCUUCUUCAGACAGAGCUCUGGAGCCAUCGGCUGGGCCUAUUGUGACUGUCACCAAGGCGCGGCCCGGCUGGUGGGGGGGGCCUCUGGAAGUGGCCGUGUGGAGGUGUAUCUGAACGGCCAGUGGGGAUCUGUGUGUGGCUCUCACUGGACGGAGCGGGAUGCCAGCGUGGUCUGUAGACAGCUGGGCCUGGGGGAGAUCGGCACAUCGGUGCAGCCGUCCACGUUCGGCUCGGGUUCGGGCCUCUUUCACUACGAGCGCUUGGGUUGCCGUGGUGACGAGACCUCCCUGAGUCAGUGCCGAGGCAGGACGUUUGUCACCGGCGACUGCAGCCAUGGAAACGAGGCUGGACUGGUGUGCGCGCCUCCGGAAGGCAGCGGGCCUCCCCUGAGGCUGGUGGGAGGGGACGAGGACUUUGAGGGCCGCGUGGAGGUGUUCCACGGAGGUCGCUGGGGCUCGGUCUGUGACGACCAGUGGGAUGACAGAGAUGCAGAGGUGGUGUGCAGACAGCUGGGCUUCAGUGGCGUGGCAAAGGCCUGGUCCUGGGCUCAUUUUGGCCAAGGCUCCGGACCCAUCCUCCUCGAUGCUGUACAGUGCACUGGAAACGAGCUGUCGCUAGAGCAGUGUGCCCAUGGCGACUGGGAGCAGCACAACUGUGAUCAUAUGGAGGAUGCAGGAGUGUCCUGCAGCCCCUAUACAGACGGCGUGGUGCGGCUGGUGGGAGGAGAGCGUCCCUGGGAGGGUCGUGUGGAGGUGUUCCACUCAGGAGACUGGGGCUCCGUGUGUGGCCACCACUGGAGCCAGGACCACGCCCAGGUGGUCUGCCAGCAGCUGGGAUACAGGGGGCAUGCUGAGGUGGUGGGGGGCGGGGCCUUUGGUGAGGGAACUGGGAUCAUCCUUUUGGACGACGUCCACUGCGAGGGCUCUGAGUCGUCCCUGCUGGACUGUCGCCAUGGCAUCUGGGGGCGGAGCACCUGCUCGUACAGUGAGGUGGUGGGUGUGCGCUGUAGGAGAGACCCCAGCACAGACACCAACCAGCUACCAGCACUGGCACCUGCUACAGGACCCCUGCUGCGUCUCAGGGCUGGAGCCAGCCCCAGGGAGGGUCGGGUGGAGGUCUAUCUCCAUGGAGACUGGGGCAGCAUCUGUGACUCGGGCUGGACUGACCUCAACGCUGCUGUGGUCUGCAGGCAGCUGGGCUACAGAGGGCGGGCGGAGGUUCUGGGGGGGCAGGGCCGGGGGAAGGGUCCUCUCCACCUGGACCAGCUCAGGUGUACGGGCCAGGAGGACUUCCUGGGGGAGUGUCCGUCUCUGGGCCGCUCUCAGGCCUGCGCGCGGCAGGAGGAUGCAGGGGUGAGGUGUGACUCUGAGGGCCCCAGGCCAGUACAGGACACCUGUGGGCAGAGGAAGGUUCCGGGGGUCAGCAGCCCAGACCAGACAGGUGGAGGACAGAUCUCUCCCAGGAGCUCCAUGCCGUGGCAGCUGUCUGUGUGGUUGCAGGGUGACAAACAAGAUGGCCCCCCUCUCUGUAGUGGAACACUUAUCACCCCUUGCUGGGCACUGACCUCCGCACAUUGCUUCAACAAGCACGGCCGUGAGCCCUCCAGGUAUGUGGUACGUGUUGGAGGCUCGGGGUUCACUGUUACCCCAGAACAAGUGGUGGUCCACAGGAAGUUCAAAGGUGAGCGUGGGGGUCACGACCUGGCCCUGUUGAGGCUCCCCAGCGCAGAGGGUCGCUGUGUCCGUUUGGACGGCGAAACAAACCCCGCCUGCCUCCCCAGCCCUGAGAGACUGAGGGCCAGCAGCCCCUCCUCCUGCAUCGUCACAGUGACCACAGCCUGGACAGGAGCAGAUGCUGUCCUGCCAUCCUGGGUGCCUCUCUUGUCACCGUGGCAAUGUAAGAAGCACUAUGGCGACGGCUACUCCAGCCACGGAACGCUGUGCGCCGGCAGCCCCCCGGACACCAGCCGUCUCCAUGGCGAUGGUUGUCAGGGCAACAGCGGCGGAGGGCUGGUGUGCCAGGGCGAGGGGGGCCGCUGGGUCCUGACCGGGACCGUUGCCGGGGGUUACGGGUGUGGCGAGCCCUCGGCUCCAGCCCUCUACACCCGGGUCAGCAGGUUCAGGAGCUGGAUCCACGAGGUCACACACACACACCCUCAGGAGGGUCACACACACAUGACAGAGCAGAACAAAGCCGUUUUAGACGACCACUCAAACACUGCGGCAGUAACACACUCCUGGGAUCAUCAGCACCUCUCACACACAGAGCAGCUUACAGACACAGUAGAUGACCUCACUCACGGUCAGAAUGACAUCAUAAACACCCACGAUGACCUCACACACGUGCAUAAAACGAUGCGACACUCAGCUGUGCAUGAGCAUCAGAAACACACACACGCUCCGCACACUAGCACGCAUGCACCCGCUGCCAAUGAGUUCAAACAAAACGCUCACGCGCAAAAGGAUCACGGUAACACACACAACAAGGGCACACACACGUCUGGCAUUGCCACACACCCUCCCAUCCUGGUCUGAUCCGGGUCGAGCCAGCAUAACCACGGGCCUCCGUAGAGGAAGAGGAGGAAGAGGAGGAAGGAUGAGGGAGAGAAGGAAGUGGAGGUUGUUAUGAACCUGUCUGAACCCUGACUGUCCAGUGUAUACUCACGUGAACUCUGAACUCCAGGGCCUCCUCAAAGGCCCUAUUCACUGCACACUGAUGCAGUAUGAUGAUAAUGACCUCGUCAGUGACUGCCUGGGGAAGUACAGUAUGACUUUAAGAUGUGCAGUAUCAUGUGUGUGUGUGUUAGGGUUUAGGUAGCAGUAGUUGGUAAGGUCGUAGUUCGGCAAGUGCUUAAGGAAGUCUGUACACUGGCUGAUAAUGGAUUGGUCUGGCUGAUGUGAGAAAUACACACACAUCAUUAAAUAGGGUACAAGUCAAAUGUUUCUUCUGAAGGAUGUUCAUCAAGUGUUUUCCUGUGUCUUCUGUUCUUCUCUGCAUACUCAUCUCAUCUCUCAAAGCCAUUGGACGCCAGUGGUUAGAUCCUGGUUGUGUUUUGUACUGAUAUCCCUGAAUGACUUAAUAGAUGCACUGUCUUGGGUUUAAGAUGUAGCUUAGACUGUCUGUAUUGUGUGCAUUCUUGACCGAGUUUGAUGGUCAAACUGUCAAUCCUGCUGUCUGGAAUGUCUGUAAACUGAGCGCGUGUGUGCAAUCUAACCAGGAGAUGGCAGCAGUGUUCUAUGUUUUCACCUCCCAGUAACACCGUACCUGUAUUUAUGACUGGGAGGAUUGUUUUUUUUUAACUCUUACUUAUGGACCUCAGAUCCAUCUUGUGCUGUGUCAAGGUAUUGUGAAGCAUCUUGUAUUAUAUAACUAACUGUCUAAAACAGGAGCUUGUAAUUUGCAUCUUUUCUAACCCUGUAUAUAGUCCUGCCCCUUGACUGUACAAGAGCUUCCCACCCUGGACUGUCCUGUGUAAGAGGUGCUCUGACUCAGAGGUCCUCUGUUAAACACCUGUAAGACAGUAGAUUAGCUCCAUGUUUAGUCAUCUGAAAUCAGAGAAUGAAACGAUCACAUCUGCUGUUUGUCUGUUCCUUAUAAUGUGUGUGAAGUAACAUAGUAUUAAACUACAUGA